AUGGACAGUGACCGUCCCCUGCUGCGGACAAGCCAGGACAACGACAACCAGUCCGACGUAUUACCUACACACUCUCGCCAGACCCAACGCUCCACACGCUCGACAACUCGCCACGCCCCCCGGCCCGCCAAUCGCAAAGACUACGACAGUCUGAUCACCCUCAGCGACUCAGACACCGACGAGCAAGACAAACAGCAGGGUCGUCACACUCCAGCCCCCCAAUCGCUGGGCGCUCCCGCCAUGAUGACGGACACUUCCCCCCCUGGCGAGCACGGCGACCCCACUGCUCGCUCCCCCCUCCCCCUCUCUGCCACUGAUAUCGGUCCCGAAGGGCAGAUCGGUCGCCCGGGUUUGGAGCCAGAUGAGCCGCAGCCGCCGAUGGACGAAGAGGAGACGGCCGAGAUGCUGCCUCGGUCCACCACACAGGCGGCCGUCGGCCAGUGGCGGCAGCACUUCGUGAACUCGGUGCUGCGGGCCGACCGCGUAUCGCCGACCACUUCGCCCCGCAUCCGCGAGAUGUUUUAUCACCACGAGGAGGAGGCGCACGUUCCCACCCGCACCAGCUCACAGGACUUCGCCACCGUCGACUGGCGACACGACAGAGUGGCCUAUGCGCGGCGUCAGCAGGAGCUGGAGCACUUCCAGGGCUUCUGUGCCACCUGCCGAGUGUACCUGGUCAAGGCUGAGGGCUGGAUCUUCUGCGCGGCCAUUGGUUUCAUGGCUGCCGUGAGCGCCGCCUACAUCGAGGUGGCCGGGGCGUACUUUGCUGACCUCAGGAUCGGCAUCUGCCGAGGCAUGUUCUGGAUGGAUCGCAGGUAGGUAGCCCCCGCCCGGGCGCCACACAAGAUAUAUUAUCUAUCGAGAGGCAGGCGGCCAUGUCAUGAUUCUCGUGUGUGUCUGGUCUGUGUGGCUCGUGUGUGUUAGGUAUUGUUGCGGCAGUGAUUUUGCGGUAGAUUUCGCGCACAACCGUUGUCUGAAGGAGAGCGAGGAUGUCAUCGACCACCACGACCACCCCAACGAGUUCGACCACACCUCCUGGCUCUCCUGGGCCACAGUCCUGGGCAUCAACGAACACAACUACCUGGCCGCCUACUUGGCCGACUACCUCGUGUACGUCAUCAUCGCCAUCGUCAUGGCCUGCAUUGCCGCCUGGCUCGUCCGCUCAUACGCCAAGGCCGCGUCGGGCUCGGGGAUCCCCGAGGUCAAGACCAUCCUGGGCGGCUUCGUGAUGAAGGGCACUCUGGGGGCCUGGACGCUGGCCAUCAAGUGUGUGGGGCUGGGGCUCGCCGUGGCCAGCGGCCUGGCGCUCGGCAAGGAGGGCCCGCUCGUCCACGUGGCCUGCUGCUGGGCGAACCUUCUCUCCAGACUCUCGCUCAAGGUACCGUACCCGAUCACCGCACCCAGCAGUCCAUAUGGUAUGCAGUUUCUGUUUGAGUGUGUUGUGUUGUGUUGUGUCUGCCAUGCAGUAUCACGACAACGAGAUGAAGAAGCGCGAGCUCAUCUCAGCUGCAGCCGCGGCAGGUGUGUCGGUGGCCUUCGGGGCGCCCCUCGGCGGCGUGUUGUUCUCGCUCGAGGAGGUGUCGACCUACUUCCCGCCCAAGACGCUGUGGAAGAGUUUUUUUUGUGCGGUGGUGGCCGCCCUGACCCUCAAGUGGAUCGACCCAAGGAGCACCGGGGCCCUCACAAUGUUCCAAAUCGACUACAUUUCGCUGCUCGGGUCAGUCAGAAAACAGCAAGGGGAGAGAGAGAGAGAGAGGGACCGUGUGUAUGUUUGCGUGUCUGUGGUAUCUCUCUCUCCGUGUGUCUGUCUGCAGGACUUAUCAGAUCAUCGAGCUGAUCCCAUUCGCCCUGCUGGGUCUGAUGGGCGGGCUGCUGGGCGCGCUGUUCAUCCACCUCAACAUCCGCUGGUCGGCCAGCAAGCGCAACAACCCCACCAUCCAGGCCAGCCCUGUCCUAGAGAUGAUGAUCCUCACUCUUUGCACGGCCGUCAUCAACUACCUCCUUCCCAUGAUGCGCGGCCCCGCCAGUGUGCUGCUGGAGCAGCUGUUCGGGCGGUGUGGGUCGACGGACAACCCAGACAUGUUCUCAAUGUGUUCCAAGAGCACUGACAGCUUCACCGAAUAUGACGUGGACUGGGGCAUCUUUCUCUCGCUCUUCGCCGUCAUGGUGCUGAGGUUCGUCCAGGCCGUCUUCACCUUCGGCAGCCCAGUGCCGGCGGGGCUCUUCAUCCCUUCUCUCACCGUACAGACAGCCUGCCUGCGGGACGGGGGGGACCCACACGCGCAUCCGUGUGAUGGGAUACCUACCCACUUGUGUGUGUGUGUCUUGUGGAGCAGAUCGGUGCGUGUUUCGGUCGUUUGGUGGGUCUGCUGAUGAUUCGUUUGAACAACGCGAUCCCGCUGAUCCAGGAGUGCCACAAGUGCAUCCAGCCGGGCAUCUACGCCAUGGUGGGGGCGGCAGCCAUGCUCGGCGGCGUCACCCGCAUGACCAUCUCACUGGUAGGUACACGCGCAUCCAUCGCACCCACACAAACCAUCCAUCCAUCCAUCCCAUCAGAGAGGCAGCACCGCACAUGUGUGUGUGUCUUGCCUUGUCUUGGUGUGUGUGCAGGUUGUGAUAAUGUUUGAGUUGACGGGCGGUCUGAGUUACAUUGUGCCGUUCAUGAUAUCGGUCAUGAUAUCCAAAUGGGUCGGCGACGCCUUUUUCCCGGGCGUAUACGACUGCUACAUCCGGCUCAAGGGAUACCCCUACCUGGAGUCGUCAGCUGACGUAACAGCCAAACCACACACACACACACACACAGCUCCCAUCCGUCUGUGCGCAUGGCAUGGUGUUUGUGUGCAGGUGACCUUCACGGCUCGCGCGUGUGACAUAAUGGAGGACCGGCUGGUGGUCAUCACUCUCGAGGGCAACACCAUCGCAUCCCUCCAGCAAAAACUGACAAGGUCAGCCGCCCCACCCCCCCACUACAGUCUCAGCAGACACGGAUACCCACGUCCCAUGCUUGUGUGUGUCUGUGUGCGCAGGUACAGCUUCAGCGGAUAUCCUCUGGUCAGCACGCGCAAGGACAUGAUCCUCCUGGGCUACAUCGCCUCCAAGGACCUCGCCAACGCACUCGACAAGGCACUCGAGAACCCCGAGGUCCGCGGCACCACCAUGUGCAGAUUCCUCAAGUACUCACGGGUACUCGGGAUGAUGUCAGCCGCUAGGGCGAGGGCGAGAGGUGAGUCUGUCAGCGAGCAGCCAAACCACCAACCAAUGGCCAUCUUCAUUCAUUGAUGUGUGUGUCAGCCGCGGCGGGCGCGACCCCUUUGUCGGUGAGUUUUGCGGGUCGGGCGGCGAGUGUGGUCAUGACGCCGUCGCCCCGCCAGUUGCCCACGGCUGAGGACCUGGUGAGCUAUGGCGGGGAGCCGUUUGUGGACCUGAGCGACAUAGUGGACGAGCACAUCAUCCAGCUGGUGCCUGAGACGCCACUCGGACAGAUAUACAACAUGUUCAGGCAACUCGGACUCAGGUGAAUGCGAUGUAGGUGGUGGGGACACAUCAUCCACUGACUCACACGUGUGUGUGUGUGUGUGUGUGUAGGUUCUGUCUGCUGACGCGGCACGGCAAGCUCGAAGGCAUUCUGACGAAGAAGGUGGGAGCGGAGAGCUGACUGACACAGACAGACAGCCAAGACACAUGUGCACCGUACCCCAACGUUGACCCACCUGACCUGCUGUGCUGUGACCGCCAGACGUUUUUGACGCACAUGGAGCUGGCUCACCCAGCGGACCUGCCCAACAUCCACACACCCCUGCCCUACCCCACUCCCAACCGACGAGGCCGCGACACACAGAUCGAAGUCACAGCAGACUCCCCCGCACACGGGCCUCUGGUAAGCCAAUGUGGCCCACCACACCACACCACACGACAGGACACCAGCGAUGAAUGCACUGCACAAUCCAAUUCACCAUGUGUGUGUCUGUCUGUGUGUGAUCCCAUCACAUAGGUGAUGACGGCGAGCUCCGAGCAGGCCCCCCGGAUCAUUGUGCCGCCCAAGCUGCCCACCACCUAUUCCACUCCCGCCCAGCUGACGGCGCGGCGAGAGAGGGCCGCCACGGAGGCCGGCACAUCGCUGCCGCAGACCACUCCCCCAGACAUGAACGGCGACGGACACCUGCAGGAGAGCAAUGGCUCGAGCCGGGAGGACGACAGGGCGCGGCUCAUCGAUGUGGAGACGCCGCCAAGAGACCCCCGGCGGCAGGUCAGCGAGCCGGGCAGCAGCAGAUAUGGCGGCAGUGGGGGGAGUGGUGGUGGGGGUGGCAGGCAGAGCGACGGUGACGCGCCUGGCAAUACCAAGGAGGGAGAGCCAUAGCUUUAGCCGCAGACAGACAGGAGAACUGAUGGAUGAUGCACUCACAGACAGACAGACAGACAGACAAGGGCUGACUGACACGUGUGGUGUCUGUCGUGUGGGGUGCGUGCCGUUUGUUU
Molecule: messenger RNA, 4476 nt
Organism: Vitrella brassicaformis
Lineage: Eukaryota; Vitrellaceae
Source: the annotation of a GenBank genome assembly